AUCGAGGUUCGUGCAAGGUCUCUGCGGGUAAGGUGUGAGUUGGGAGUUGUGAAAGUUUACACAAGUAGUAUGUCUUCGGUUACAGUUGUACACAAAAGAGUGAUAUUUUGCAAUAUUUAACUGUCCACAUACAUUUCGCCAUCAUGCCUCUUUUCUAUUUGACUGACGGUUCUCUGAUGUGUUUUCGUUGCGGUGGUACUUUAGACGGUUUCCUCCCUGAAGAAGAUCCGUGGCUGCUGCACGCCAUUCUUUACAAUCAUUGUAGUUAUUUGAGACUUAUGAGAGGAAUAAGUCAUAAUGAGGACGAUGAUGUCAACCAUUUCUUGGAACAAUGCAACAUUUCUUGGAGGAAUGCAACACUUGAAAGCGUCCUACAGCGAGAGCUCGAAAAUGAUAAUGAAUUUGAAGUAGCUGCAGAAGGAGCUGUGGCAUUACCAACUGAACAUGUGCACGUGCAGAAACAGUCUUUCGUCAAUGAAAUCAAUGACGAUUCUAUUACCAUGUCAAAAUGUUUGUUUGAGUCCUUGGUAAAUGGAAAAAACGAAGAUAAAAACGAAUGCAAAAUUUGCUCGGGGGAAAACAGGAAUGUCGUAUUUUUACCAUGUGGGCAUGUUGUGGCUUGCUCUGAAUGUGCCGAGCGAUGCGAAUCUUGUCCGAUAUGUCGGGCUAGGAUAGAGCAAAGACAUAAAUUAUAUUAUUCAUAGCUAUUUCGGUUAUAUAGUCCUAGUUUAAUUUAAUGCUGUAGAUCCAGAAUUAAUUGUAUCCAA
Messenger RNA from Hermetia illucens (black soldier fly), 767 nucleotides. RefSeq names its product E3 ubiquitin-protein ligase XIAP-like. The record is from RefSeq and is a predicted model, not a curated record. Lineage: Eukaryota; Metazoa; Arthropoda; Insecta; Diptera; Stratiomyidae. The transcript is spliced from 2 exons. The coding region runs from base 144 to 704 and encodes 186 amino acids.